AUGCCUGUCGAUGCGCCGCCGCCUAUGCCGCCGCCACCAUACUUCAAGACGGACUUCAUCAACCCUAGCUCCUUCAAAGCUGCCGUCGAUAGCAAACUGGACAAGCCUUCAGUUUCGCUAUUCCGCUUAAGCAUACGAUUGUUCCAGCUCAUUUUCGCACUUGCCUCUGGCACAUCCUAUGCCAUCGAGCUCUCAAACGGCAACGGACGCGGAGAUGCAUCAGGAAGCUUCGUUUUCUCCCAAGUCACAUUCAGUGCAACAAUCAUCGCCCUUGUCAUCAAUGGCACAACUGUGCGAUACUACCGAUUCUCAUGGAUAGUGGACUGGGUACUGACGGUCUUCUGGCUUGCCCUUUUCGCCACCUUUUACAAGGUAUAUCUGGGGGGCGCAAUGGAGCCAGCAUUUGAACCAGUUAACAUAGGACGUAUGGAGCGAGCGGUCUGGUGCGAUCUCGUCAAUGCGCUGCUAUGGUUUGGAAGUGCCGUGUUCUCGUCAGCAAUGUGCUAUUCAGGCAUCAAGGGUUCUAUUCAGGCGAAACUCAGACAAAGACAACAAAGAAAAGAGACCAAGAAGUCAAUGGAGACAAUGAGUGCGAUGGAAACGGGGAUAAUCUGA
This is a messenger RNA of Bipolaris sorokiniana ND90Pr, 615 nucleotides long. RefSeq lists its product as uncharacterized. NCBI's taxonomy places the organism in Eukaryota, Fungi, Ascomycota, Dothideomycetes, Pleosporales, Pleosporaceae. The transcript has a single exon. The record is from RefSeq and is a predicted model, not a curated record. Bases 1 to 615 code for a protein of 204 amino acids.